AACAUAAGGAAGGAGCAGAUGUACGGUGGGCAGAUGAAAGCUUUUCCAACAUCACUAAGAGGUGGUUUCAGAUCCUGAAGAGGUCUUUGAAGUCCCCGGAGACCUGGGUCCCAAGUGGUCUGACACUUCUCGUUUAACAGUCGCAGGGGUGGCGUGUGGUUCGGGGCACCUGCUCCCGGGCGCCUCCACCUGGCCUUAGCCUCCAGGCCAGGCAGGGUUCCUCCUACCUUUGCUGAGGCCAUUUGCUGUCACUCCGCCCACUGCCCCUCUCUGCCUCCUCCCCACUCCUUUUCCUUCCGUGCGCCUCCAUUUCUAACUACGCCUCCAGCCCAUUCGGGCCCUCCUCGGCUUCCGUCCCAGAUGAUCCCUCCCCGAAGCUGCCACCGCCUCCUCCAUCUCCCGGAGCUGGAGCCGCCUCCUCGGCCAGUGGCGUAGCCGAAUCGGUGUCGCGGCAAGCCAGAUAGGGGCGGAGGUCCGGAACCCAGUCUGGACCCGAGCGGGGGGCCAUGGAGAAAGCGGCCCGAGGCGCUGUUUACACCGACUAGCGCGGGCCCGUUGCGGCUGCAGGCACCAUGGACCGAGCCCCCACGGAGCAGAAUGUCAAGCUGUCAGCUGAGGUGGAGCCAUUUAUUCCCCAGAAGAAGAGUCCUGAUACAUUUAUGAUCCCUAUGGCUCUCCCAAAUGAUAAUGGAAGUGUUUCUGGUGUAGAACCAACUCCAAUUCCCAGCUACCUGAUUACUUGUUACCCAUUUGUGCAGGAAAACCAGUCCAAUAGACAGUUUCCUUUAUAUAACAAUGAUAUACGAUGGCAACAACCCAAUCCAAACCCUACUGGACCAUACUUUGCCUAUCCCAUUAUAUCUGCUCAGCCGCCUGUUUCUACAGAGUAUACAUAUUAUCAGCUGAUGCCAGCACCAUGUGCCCAGGUUAUGGGUUUCUAUCAUCCUUUUCCUACACCUUACUCCAACACCUUUCAGGCUGCAAAUACUGUAAAUGCUAUCACCACAGAAUGCACUGAGCGUCCAAGUCAGCUUGGACAGGUCUUCCCAUUGUCCAGCCAUCGAAGCAGAAACAGUAACAGAGGAUCAGUGGUCCCAAAACAACAGCUUUUACAACAGCACAUAAAAAGCAAAAGGCCGCUGGUGAAAAAUGUAGCUACUCAGAAAGAAACAAAUGCAGCAGGUCCUGAUAGUCGAUCAAAAAUUGUGCUUCUGGUAGAUGCUUCACAGCAAACUGAUUUCCCAUCAGAUAUCGCUAACAAGUCUCUCUCAGAGACCACUGCAACAAUGCUCUGGAAGUCCAAGGGCAGGAGAAGAAGAGCAUCCCACCCUACUGCUGAAUCUUCUAGUGAGCAGGGGGCUAGUGAAGCCGACAUUGACAGUGAUAGUGGUUACUGCAGUCCCAAACACAGCAACAACCAGCCUGCAGCAGGGGCUUUGAGAAAUCCUGAUUCUGGGACCAUGAAUCAUGUGGAAUCAUCUAUGUGUGCAGGUGGUGUAAAUUGGUCCAAUGUAACUUGCCAGGCAACUCAGAAAAAACCUUGGAUGGAAAAAAAUCAGACAUUUUCUAGAGGUGGAAGGCAAACUGAACAAAGAAAUAAUUCACAGGUUGGAUUCAGAUGCCGAGGACACAGUACUUCCUCAGAAAGAAGACAGAAUUUGCAAAAGAGACCAGAUAAUAAGCAUUUAAGCUCUAGUCAAUCCCAUAGAAGCGAUCCAAAUUCUGAGUCUUUAUAUUUUGAGGAUGAAGAUGGGUUUCAAGAACUAAAUGAGAAUGGAAAUGCUAAGGAUGAGAAUAUUCAACAAAAACUUUCUUCUAAAGUAUUGGAUGAUUUACCUGAAAACUCACCAAUCAAUAUAGUUCAGACUCCAAUUCCUAUUACCACCUCAGUUCCUAAACGUGCAAAAAGUCAGAAGAAGAAAGCUUUAGCAGCAGCCCUUGCCACAGCUCAAGAAUAUUCAGAAAUAAGUAUGGAGCAAAAAAAAUUACAGGAAGCUUUAUCAAAAGCAGCUGGAAAAAAGAAUAAAACACCUGUGCAGCUAGAUUUAGGGGACAUGUUAGCUGCUCUGGAAAAACAACAGCAAGCAAUGAAAGCACGGCAAAUUACUAACACCAGACCUCUGUCAUAUACAGUGGUUACUGCAGCUUCUUUUCACACUAAAGACUCUACUAAUAGAAAACCUUUAACCAAAAGUCAGCCCUGUUUGACAUCCUUUAAUUCUGUGGACAUUGCUUCUUCUAAAGCAAAAAAAGGAAAAGAGAAGGAAAUUGCAAAACUAAAACGACCCACAGCACUUAAAAAGGUUAUUUUAAAAGAAAGAGAGGAAAAGAAGGGUCGCUUAACUGUGGACCACAAUCUUUUGGGAUCCGAGGAACCAACAGAAAUGCACUUAGAUUUUAUUGAUGACUUGCCACAGGAGAUUGUUUCCCAGGAAGAUACUGGACUAAGCAUGCCCAGUGAUACUUCACUCUCUCCAGCAAGUCAGAACUCUCCAUACUGUAUGACACCUGUGUCACAAGGCUCUCCUGCUAGUUCUGGAAUAGGCAGUCCAAUGGCAUCUUCAACAAUAACCAAAAUCCACAGCAAAAGAUUUAGAGAGUAUUGUAAUCAGGUUCUUUGUAAAGAGAUUGAUGAAUGUGUGACUCUUCUUCUCCAAGAGCUUGUCAGUUUCCAGGAACGCAUCUACCAAAAAGAUCCUGUAAGAGCAAAAGCAAGGAGACGACUCGUUAUGGGUCUAAGAGAAGUUACCAAACAUAUGAAGUUAAACAAGAUCAAGUGUGUUAUAAUUUCUCCAAACUGUGAAAAAAUCCAGUCAAAAGGUGGUCUGGAUGAGGCUCUCUAUAAUGUUAUAGCCAUGGCACGGGAACAAGAAAUUCCUUUUGUGUUUGCCCUUGGAAGGAAAGCUCUAGGACGCUGUGUGAACAAGCUGGUUCCUGUUAGCGUAGUGGGAAUCUUCAACUACUUUGGUGCUGAGAGCCUGUUUAAUAAAUUAGUAGAACUCACUGAGGAGGCCAGGAAAGCAUAUAAAGAUAUGGUUGCAGCAAUGGAACAGGAGCAGGCUGAGGAAGCCUUAAAGAAUGUGAAGAAGGUACCACACCACAUGGGACAUUCUCGGAAUCCCUCUGCAGCAAGUGCCAUUUCUUUCUGCAGUGUUAUUUCUGAACCGAUCUCUGAAGUAAAUGAAAAGGAAUAUGAAACAAAUUGGAGAAACAUGGUGGAAACUUCAGAUGGACUGGAAGCAUCAGAAAAUGAGAAAGAGGUAUCCUGUAAGCACAGCACUUCUGAAAAACCCAGUAAACUUCCAUUUGACACACCCCCAAUUGGUAAGCAGCCGUCAUUAGUGGCUACAGGCAGUACUACCUCAGCUACAAGUGCUGGGAAAUCCACAGCAAGUGAUAAAGAGGAAGUGAAGCCAGAUGACCUGGAAUGGGCCUCACAGCAGAGUACAGAGACUGGCUCUUUGGAUGGCAGUUGCCGAGAUCUUUUGAAUUCCUCCAUCACCAGCACCACCAGCACUCUUGUACCUGGCAUGCUUGAAGAAGAAGAAGAUGAAGAUGAGGAGGAGGAGGAAGAUUAUACUCAUGAACCCAUAUCUGUAGAAGUGCAGCUCAAUAGUAGAAUUGAGUCUUGGGUCUCAGAGACCCAGAGAACUAUGGAAACCCUUCAGCUUGGAAAAACCCUUAAUGGUUCUGAGGAAGACAAUGUAGAGCAAAGUGGAGAAGAGGAAGCAGAGGCGCCUGAGGUGCUGGAGCCAGGGAUGGACAGUGAGACAUGGACUGCUGACCAGCAGGCCAGUCCUGGGCAGCAGAAGUCCAGCAACUGCAGCUCACUCAACAAAGAGCACUCUGAUUCUAAUUACACAACGCAAACUACGUAACUCAGGAAAUGUCGGCUCUCUAUCUCCAGCUGUGGAAGGGUUGCAGCCAUUACCUUUUAUGCUUCAUCUCAACAUUUUGCACUGUCCAGUAUUUAAUAUACGUAUUUAAUUCCCAACAAAUAUUUUUGUAGCUUUUACUUGUUAUGAUCUGUAGCUUAGCUUUUAAUUAGUAUCUAAGUGUCUUUCUAAGAACUGUGUGGAAAAUUCAGAUCUGUUUCAGCUUAUUUUGUAAUCAAAAACAGUGAUAAAAAGAAGACCAGAUCUUAAAGAAAAUAAAUUUCAAAUGCUUACUUAAAAGUCAUUUUGAAAGUUAAAGAACAAGGUUCUAAGGAUAGAAGCAGUUAUCAGUGUUUGCUUCAGGACUCCACCUCCUCUACUCUAAUUUGACCAAAAAAUUGUUUGGGCUUCUUUAAAAAAGAACUGGGGGUGGAGUCAGAAAAUUAAAUGAAAGGCUGAGGGUAACUAAGUCCACCAGUGUUGUAUGUUAAAAAAUCAGUGCAACUUUUAUGUGGUCCACAAAUGUUUAGUCAGAAGUCACUGAUUAUUGUAAUUAAUUAGUGUUGAGAUGGGCUAAAACAGAGCCUUCAAAACUUCGGCUAGCAGUGGAGCCACCAUCUUAGAUUAUAGCUAGCUAGCCUCAUUUGUGGAAAGUGAUAGAUGCUGUCUAUAAUAGUGAACAGUCACCCAUGAUAGGACCUCCAGGUUCUGUCUCAUAUUUGCUUCUUACUUACCUCAGGAAUGCUCUUGUACAUAGACUUAUUUACAAAAAGCUAGGCACAUGUUGACAGGUGAAUAACUGUAACCGAUUGUAUGACUGCUGCACUUACAUGUAAACUCUUCAGAAACAAAGUCUUGUGUGUUCUCUUGCAUGCUUCUGGUUCAGGACUCUUGAUUUGAGAUAUGGAUUUGAUUGAGUAUCCAAACUUGUCCUGAGUGCAAAACUGUUUCACCUUUUAAAAAAUACCUAUUUUGCACCUAGCCUUGAGCACCUUCCACAUAGCAAUGACCAUAGUUACUGUCAGGAGGUCAAGGAAAGGAACUUUGCACAACUUGUGACAUGUAUCCUGAUAAUCAAGGCUUAGAGGAGGAAGUUUUAGAAGAUAAGAGAAAGUUGUUCUAAUUGUGCUGAAACUAUUAGAUGAUUUAGAGUAUACAGAUAUGUAGGUAUUAAUUCUCUAUUCACUAUUAUUUAUCUCUGCCCUUCUCUAGGAGUUUGUAUACCUGCUUAGGAGACAAUAAAUGAGCUAAAUGUUUUAUUUGCUAGUCAGUCACCACCUGGACUUCAGUGACUUUACAAGUUUAUGUAAUGGUGGAAGAAUGACAAACUAUGUAAUUUUUUUGUCUUCCAUCCAACUCCCCACCACCCCCAACUGUCCCCCCCCACCCCCACACAUGCACACAUCCGUAUGUGUGUGCGUUUUCCACUUACAAGCUUCCAUAAGCAGGCACAAAACUGAGAAGGAAGGGGUAUUUUCCCUGCCCUGAUUAUCUGGGGCAGGGCUUUGCCUCACAGAGGCAGGAGAGAAGAAUUGGGCAGAUUCUUUACUGAACUCAUUGGGACUACUGUGCUAGUUUUGAUGUUUUAUAAUGCUGGCAUUUAAUUACUGGAGAGAUUGGAUUCUUGGUUGAUGAUUUAGUAUUUGUGAAUUGUGAAAGUUUAGGAGCUGUGUAGAAAAUGUUAGUCAAUCAACUUUAUUAUUGUGCUAAAAGGGGACAUUCUUAUACUGUCCUGUCUAAACUGUUCUCCAGUAUAGACUUCCUAGGCACUAAAUAUCCAAUAUUUAAAGGAACACAGCAGGUAAGGAAUGAAGCCUCUGAAAUAGUACUCAUGGAUUUAUACAUGGCAGAUCUUACUGUCUCUACACAUUUGGAAGUGUUCGUUGGUUUAAAGAAAUGAUAGAGGUUUUGAACUACUGACAGUCUUAAAAGUGAAUUUAAAAACUGUUCAUACUUUUUAUGGUGUAAAUUUCCUUUGCUCGAUGUCAGUGAUUCAGAUAACUCUUGACCUUGAGAUGAUGGCUUUUCACAGGUUUCUUAUAUUUUAUAUCUCUUCUGAACAUGAAUUGUCAUUUUAGAUUUUUGACAUUUGUAUCAAAAGAGAAGUUGAGGAAAUCUUCAGAACACUGGUAACUUUUAGUUUUGCUAUAGACUUCAGAAGUGUUUAUUUAUAUGUUCGGUAAAUGCUCUCACAUAUGCAGUACCUCUUCUGCCAGCAAAUCCAAGGGACCAUAGCCUUUUUAUGAGAUAGGUCACCUCUAGAGGACAACCCAAGAAUUAUUAAAGGAAAUGUUACCAUUUUGAGAGCAUGCUUAAAUAAAUAUUAAUAAUGUCUUUAUAACUUGUUUCCUUUAAAUUUUGGAAUAUUGAAUUACAGGCUUUGGAGGAGUUGUGAAAAUUAGGAAAGUUUUAAUAUAUUUUUUGAAGUGGGCAUGGUUGGCUCUUUGAAGGACCUAUAAAGAGAUCCAGUGGGAAGAGUAAGGGUUGGUUCAUCAUCACAAGAAAUAAAAAACAUAGUGAUUUUUUCUCUUAAUGUGUAGAGGUGGUUUUACUGGCAAUAAUUAAUAAUAGAUUUCUAUUUCAGUAUGUAAGCAUAUUAACUAAAAUAUGAAUUACACUUCCAAAGUUAGAUUUCUGCUUCAGUAGGUUUGUUUGCUGUGAAGAUUACUUCUCAAAAGACAGAUGUUCAUAUUAGCUUAAUUUUUGGUUUAAAUAUGUUUGUAAAUGAUGUAAUAUAUUUCUUUUGACUAAAUGUGGAAAAGUAAUGUGUGUUAUACAUUGAGAAGUUUUUACUGGCUUUGACUGGAGGUUGUUUUUGCAGAGAUGGUAUUUUAUAUGAUUCCAGUAUUUGGAAAAGAAUUAGUCAAAAGGAAUUCACAUAGUUUAAAUACUGAGAAAUUAAUAUCCAAAUAUGUACUUGUCUGAUUUCUAAAUAAGCUGGGGGAGGAGGGAGGGGUGGGAAUUGAAAUGUGCAAAUGAGUAGUGAAUGCUACACUCAUUUUCAACUCUUUAACAUGAAACUGUUCAAUCUUAACACAUUGUUACUUUAAUAUAUGUAUAAAGAAGUAUUACUGUUUGUAAAGCUGCUGUUUGCUUAAAAAAAAAAACACCCUUGUCAUGUAUUUUCUGUAUGUUGGGCCAACAGGUUAGAACAUCAACUCAUUUAAAAAUUUUUAUCUUUUUUUGAUUUAAAAAAAUUCUGUGAAAUAAUUUAUUUACAGACAUCUUCCUCCUCCCUCAUCCCUUCCAACCUUUACAUACAUCACAGAAUCAACCAAACUGUUUGCCUAAUCUGAAAUCUGAAUCCUAAUGAGAAAAAUUUAAAUUUUGUUGGCACAUCACACCUUGAAAGUAUUUGUAUUAUUUUAUAAUUUAAUUUCUAAAUAUACCACAUAAGUUUAUAAUUUAAUGUCUUAAUUGUAAUGCUCUAAUAAAAAACUAACAAAAUUAGUGUGAGUUAUAACAUGAAGGGAUUUUCAUCUUUUGCUGUAUGAAGGAUAAUUGUUAUAUCACAUUUGGGGGGUAAUAACAGCUUUUUUGCACUAUGUAAAUACUAGUGGGGAUUCUUCUGUACUAAUAAAAUGAUUAUUGAAAUGAAA
This is a messenger RNA of Pan troglodytes (chimpanzee), 7474 nucleotides long. It is a transcript of the gene SECISBP2L, whose product is annotated as SECIS binding protein 2 like. Bases 573 to 3878 code for a protein of 1101 amino acids. The transcript is spliced from 18 exons. Gene Ontology annotation, molecular function: selenocysteine insertion sequence binding; mRNA 3'-UTR binding; ribonucleoprotein complex binding. Gene Ontology annotation, cellular component: mitochondrion; ribonucleoprotein complex. The record is from RefSeq and is a predicted model, not a curated record. NCBI's taxonomy places the organism in Eukaryota, Metazoa, Chordata, Mammalia, Primates, Hominidae.